Trypanosoma rangeli is the source of this 1290-nucleotide messenger RNA. RefSeq lists its product as uncharacterized. The transcript has a single exon. Lineage: Eukaryota; Euglenozoa; Kinetoplastea; Trypanosomatida; Trypanosomatidae. The coding region runs from base 1 to 1290 and encodes 429 amino acids. The record is from RefSeq and is a predicted model, not a curated record.
AUGUUUGUGCGCACCGCUUUCCUGCUGCGGACGUACCGCCGCAAGUCAAAGGCGCCAGAUCUGAAGACGAGUUUUGUGAAGACCCAAAACUUCAAGAAGGCAGAGAAGGUUGCCAUUGAGACCGCCGAUGGGGAGGUGGUUAAAGGACGCGGCAAGCUGCGCCGCCGCAGCCACAGUGCCCUAAAGAAGGCCAUUGACGAAAUGGAGCACCCCACCAUCUGGCUCUGGUACCCGUGGCGCAUGAACCCAGAGCCGCCGACGCCGACGAUGCCGCAGAGGCGUGCGCUGAAGAACCUCCACGGCGCCGUCUUCACAGAUCUCACCCCGGUGCAGAAGAAGCGGCAGGAACAGAUGUUGUACGGGGUGAAUAUUCCAGAGACGCGAAAGAUAAAGUUUGAGCGGGAGCAUCCCCUUCUAGCGGGUGCGCUGCGACAGCUUGAUGGCCAGCCGAAGGGGUUUCCAUUUUGGUACAAAAAAUACCCGACACGACGACACGCGUACGAGAAUCGGUUUAGCAUCCCGGAGGAGAUGUUGGAGGGCUACGGAGAAGACAUGAAGAAAGCCCUUUCCAAGGAAAUGAUGUCGGUUCAGGAAAAACAGUUUGCGCAGGAGGCCAUGUACAUGGAGCGGUACGCAGAACACGACUUCGACACGACAAGUCCUGCUGUGUUGGCUGUGAAGCGUGCCCUCAAGUGUCGCAUUCUGCGAAACCACUUGCUGACGAAUCCACAUAAUAACAUUAUCAAGGCUGUGCUAGCGAGCACGGAAAAAAAACUAAACCAUGCACUUCGCAAACUACGUAAAGUGGACUUUAAGAAGUAUUGGGAGAUUAUUCGUGAUCAUGAUGUGCAGGAUGUUUUGCAGCCGUCUAACUUGGUUACCUACCGGCAAGGUACCUACUGGAAUUAUGACUGGAAUGCGGGCUUAGCCAUCUCCACGAACCUUGCAGACGUGCUUGAUCCGCGGGGACUCAACGGCUGCGUUGAAACAGGCCGUUCCCGUUCUGAAGUCGCCCGUGACCUAGGUCUUUCCUACACGAGGCCUUUGCAGGAUAACGAAAAGAAGCAGCUCUCUCAGCAGGCGUUGUACUAUGAGCGUUUGGCGAAGUUUAAGAUGGAGCAGCCGGAGGCAGCACGCGCACUGGAGCGUGAACGCUUCGUGCGGAAGUUUUCCGGCAUGUUUGCGAAGAUGGACAUUAAAUCCGGUACCCCUGACUUCCCGAGCACGUACCGCAAACUUCUCGGGACAAAGGUGGUGCGCUGGGCCUCAAAGCGCCAUGGACCCAUGUGA